Messenger RNA from Melitaea cinxia (Glanville fritillary), 717 nucleotides. RefSeq lists its product as uncharacterized. The record is from RefSeq and is a predicted model, not a curated record. The transcript has a single exon. Lineage: Eukaryota; Metazoa; Arthropoda; Insecta; Lepidoptera; Nymphalidae. Bases 1 to 717 code for a protein of 238 amino acids.
AUGACUUUCACUCGUAACAGGAAUGUACGAUCAUCAACAUAUCAUCUAAAUGGUGUUUCUCUGCAGAAAGUUGAUACUAUCCGUGACUUAGGUGUACAACUUGAUAGGAAACUUAGUUUCAUGAACCAUUUCGAUUCGAUAGUAGCCAAAGCAUCAAAAAUGAUUGGUUUUGUAAAGAGAGCUUGUUCUGAGUUUCGAUCAGUGUCAACCCUUAAAUUAUUAUACAAUACCCUAGUCAGAAGUAUCUUGGAGUACGCGUCCCCAGUCUGGAAUCCCUCGUAUCGUGUUCACGUUAAUAGAAUAGAACGCGUACAAAAAAGCUUCACCAGGUUUCUACGUUUUAAAUGUCCUGGAUGUCCUUAUGGUGCUGAUUAUUCAGUUAGAUUAAGCUAUUUCAGCAUGACAUCAUUAGAACAACGUAGAAACUCAUCUGAUCGGAUUAUGCUUUAUAAAAUCAUAAACAAUUUAAUUAAUGUACCCGACUUGCUCUCCGAAAUUAGUAUAUGUGUACCUCGACAAAGCUUGGUGAGACCGAAACGCAAAGUAAACACUUUCACAACAAGCUCAUCUAAGACCAAACUUGGUCAAAAUGCACCCAUGAAUAGAUUAAUUACCAGCUACAAUAAACUGGACAGUUGCUGUGGCAUUGACAUCUUUGCAGACACUUUAGUCCAAUUUGCCAAAAAGUCAUUGACUGGUUCUGAAGAACAAUUGUAA